Molecule: messenger RNA, 1019 nt
Organism: Pygocentrus nattereri (red-bellied piranha)
Lineage: Eukaryota; Metazoa; Chordata; Actinopteri; Characiformes; Serrasalmidae
Product: coiled-coil domain-containing protein 106-like
Exons: 5
Coding region: 12-815 (267 amino acids)
Cellular component (GO): nucleoplasm
Source: RefSeq, a predicted model, not a curated record
UGGAAAUAAUCAUGGGCGAGAGUUCAUGUUCCAGACCACAGCAUGGCAAAAAGAAACUGCUGCCACGGCCCCAGUCAUUAUCCAUCAAGAAAGAUGAGAGGACAUUGGCUUUGGACUCCAGCCCAGACAAGGCAUCCACCUCACUUCCUAAAAAGAGAAAGCUGCAGAUGGCAAGCCCCCUGAAAAAAGGGAUGUGUCCCACAGCUGCUUUGGAGCUUCAAAAGUUGAGGGGCAAAGUUGAACUGAUGGAACAAAAGAUCAAAAUGCUGGAACAAGUGAAUUCGGAUCUGAAGGAUGACAAAGAAUUUUUGCUCAGCCAGAUAAAAUCAUCGGCUCCUCAGCUGAAGAGGCAAACCAUUCAGACUUCAUCAGAUGACGAAUCGAGCACAUCAUCAUACACGUCCAGUUCUUCAGAGGAGGUGCCAAAAAAGAAAAAGAAGAAAAAGUCUUCUCGUGGAUGUGAUAACGAGAGUCUUCAACUUGGCAACAGCAGGACCCGUAUGAAGACGAUUGAAGGGGUCAUAAAACGCUAUAAGCUGGCACUGAAGUCGUACAGAAGAUGUGGCUCAAUGAAGAGGGCGUUUGAAAAGCAAAACGUCGACAGAAACACGAUUGCGCGAACUGCUCCAAUUGCAGAGCUUUACAUAGCAUUUCCAGAUGCCUUUGCUGCUUUGCCAGAAUGGAAUGACACAGUUGAGAAGAUGUCAGCAUAUGCUGAACGUUGUAGGCAAGCAAUUACUAGUGACAUGGCUCAGCAAAUUCUAGAAAUGAAAAAGAAACACCUCCUUCUACCAAUUGUGUAUAAGCUCACAUAAAAGUUAAGUUGAUAAAAUAUUGGUGAUACAAAGGCAUCUGAAUAUGUAAACUUCAUUUAGGUUUGUGGUCAUUUUCUUUUGUUACUUAACAUUGUUUGUAGGAAAUGUUAAGUAAUUAAAGCCUGUGUUUAAAUAGGAUGUCUUAGAAUUUUGGGUAACACUUUAUUUGAAGGCUACCUACAUAAGGGCUUUAUGAUGCAUUCA